CUUUUUUUCCGGCGACCAUGAAUCCCAACCCACAAACCCCGCUGCUGCCCACGAAUGGAUCUGGCUCCUCCUCGAGCGAAACCGAACUUGAAUCGAGUCCGAAGAGGCAGAAGAUCGAUGAAGAUGAUGGCGGCGACGUCAUGGGCAGUGGCGACGAGGAGGAGGAAGAGUGGACUCAGACUAUGGGGAAGCCCUUAACCUUGUAUCCUAAAACCGAAGAAGACGAGAAGAAGAUGUCGCUCUUCUAUGACCAGGUUUUGGCUAGCGAGGGAUUCGACUAUGACCAACAGCCCCCGGUGGACGUCGUUGAAUACGGGGUUUUGCGGGUCAACAUGAAGAAUGCUGGGUGGCGCGAGCUUGUCGUCGAGUGUGUUGAUCACGUUGUCGACGAAAUGAACAAAUCGUCCGACGGGGGGUGGAAGUUGGUCGCUGGUGAUAUUGUGAAGGCCAAUAGGCGAGCUGUCCAGGGUUGUAUCUUC
This is a messenger RNA of Linum tenue, 479 nucleotides long. The record is from the annotation of a GenBank genome assembly. Lineage: Eukaryota; Viridiplantae; Streptophyta; Magnoliopsida; Malpighiales; Linaceae.